AGAUAAGGGUUUUUUUCCUUCGUAGUAAUUAGUGGAGAACAAUUUAGGGUGAAGGAGGGGGAUAAAGGGACGUAUUCAUCACCCUUGGCACUAAUUUAUCUCGUGUUGCAGUGAUUUCUACUCGACUUCUUCAACAGCAAACUUGGAAGGACUGGAACUCUAGACCUAAAGAAGAUUAAACUGAGUGCUAUGGGGAGAUCCAAUCAGCACAAAGAGGGAUAUGGAAACAUUGUUGAACUAUCCCAGGAUAAUUGCUUGGAGGGCACUUCAGCGAGGACAAGACCUUUUAGUUUUGAUGAGAUAUUGCUUAGAAGAAAAAACAAGGAAGAGAUUGCUGAGAAAGUUAAAGAUGAUCCAGGGGGAAUGGAUAGUGCAUUAGCAAAAAAGAAUAUUGAGAAGGCUUCUGAAAAUUCAGAAUUGUGUAGGCACAGGCAUGAGGAUGCUUUAUCCAGUGGUUUGAAAAAUGCUUUAAAUGAUCCACAAAAUAUAAGUUCUCGAGAAAGGGAGAUUAAAGAAGAGAACUUAUUCAUGGAUAAAGAUAAGGAAAACCCAAAAUCAAAAUCUAAAGUGGUAAAAAAUAUAAGCAGGAAAACUGAGAGACAUUCUCACGGAAAAGGAAAAAAGGAUGGUUGGUCAAUUGGCGAUAAUGAAAAUGAAUCUGAUAAGAUGCGAUCGAGAAAUUCGGUCAGGAAGGACAGAUUAGCUGAAAGAAUUGAAGGAAAAUCAGAAAAAGAUAGAGAGCGUGAACGUCAAGUUAACAUCGAGGAUAGACAGGUCCAAUUCAAUAGAAAACAUGACUAUCGUAUGAGCAAUGAUUCUGAGAAUGAACCUGUGAAAAGACAUGGAAGAGAUAUGAUGGGACCUGAUAUAUAUGCUGACAGAAGUAGAGGAAAAUUUGAAAAUGAAAAUAAAAGCAAAAGGAAACACCGUAAUGAAGAUGAAGAUAAACUUAGAGACACUGGUAGAGAACAUCAUCUGGAAAGAAAAUACAAGGAUGCAACACGAAUCCACCAUGAAGAGUCAAGGCCAAAAAGGAGACGGUCGCGGAGUGUAGAGCGUGGCAUAGGAAGAGGCAGAAGGUCUCCUUCGCAUUCACCUAAGACACAUAAGCUUACAUCUAAAGAUACUCGGGAAAAAGGAGAAUUAUCUUUACAUUCAUCACGAGAUAGAUCAAGAAGAUCACGGAGUAGGGAUCGUGACAGAGACAGAGGUAAAAGGUCAUCUUCAUGUUCACCUAAGACACGUAAGCGUGCAUCAGAUAGAUCAGGAAGAUCACGGAGUAGGGAUCGUGACAGAGACAGAGGUAAAAGGUCAUCUUCACGUUCACCUAAGACACGUAAGCGUGCAUCAGAUAGAUCAGGAAGAUCACGGAGUAGGGAUCGUGACAGAGACAGAGGUAAAAGGUCAUCUUCACGUUCACCUAAGACACAUAAGCAUGCAUCAAUAGAUACUCUGGAUCAAGGAGAAUUAUCUUUACAUUUAUCACGAGACAGAUCAGGUAGAUCGCGGAGUAGGGAUCGUGACAAAGACAGAGGUAAAAGGUCUCCUUCGCAUUCACCUAAGACACAUAAGCAUACACCUAUAGAUAUUCGAGAACAAGAAGCAUCACUACAUUCAUCAAGAGACAGAUCAGGAAGAUCACAGUCUGAUGUUGACAGGAAUAGGAUGUUAAGUAAUGGUUCCAGUAGUCACUACGGGCAAAAUGCUGGAUCUUCCAGUGGGCUCGGUGGUUAUUCUCCUAGAAAGAGGAAAACUGAUACUGCUGCUAAAACUCCUUCUCCUACUCGUCGCUCUCCAGAGAGGAGAACUGCUGGGUGGGAUCUCCCACCUGUUGGAAAAGAAAGCAACAAUUACCUUUUUCCUAAUUCCCUGUCUUCAGGCCAAAUGGUAUCAUCGAACAAAACUGAGUUACCCAGUGUUACUCCAGUGGCUCCAAAGGUGGUGAAGCCGGAUAGUGUUUCUUUCCAUGCUUCACAGAUUCAUGUCGUUGAAUCCAUCCAACUGACUCAAGCAACCCGACCUAUGAGAAGGCUCUAUGUAGAAAACUUGUCUGCUUCAGCUUCUGAGAAAGCUUUAAUGGAAUGUGUUAAUAACUUCCUACUAUCUUCGGGCGUCUACCACAUUCAAGGAACCCAUCCUUGUAUCAGCUGUAUAAUACACAAGGAGAAGGGCCAAGCUCUUUUGGAAUUUUUAACUCCUCAGGAUGCUUCAGCUGCUCUCUCUUUUGAUGGAAAAUCCUUUGAUGGGAGUGUUCUUAAACUCAGACGCCCCAAAGACUACAGUGAAGUAACUACUCAUGAUUCUGACAAAUCAGUUGGUGCAGUUGAUUCAAUUAGUGGUACCGUAGAAGAUUCACCCCACAAGUGGUUGCAGAUCUUUAUUGGUGGAAUUUCAAAACUUAUUUCUUCUGAAAUGCUUUUGGAGAUUGCUGGAGUCUUUGGACCUGUGAAAGCAUACCACUUUGAGUUUAUUGUGGAUGUUGAUGAACAAUGUGCAUUUAUUGAGUAUGUUGACCAUUCAGUUACUCCCAAGGCAUGUGCCGGACUUAAUGGUAUGAGUUUGGGUGGAAAAAUUUUAACUGCAGUUCAAGCAACUCCGGAUCCCUUGAUAUUUGAAACUGUUGGAAAACCACCAUUUUAUGGGAUCCCCGAGCAUGCAAAGCCACUGCUUGAGAAGCCCACAAAAGUUCUGAAGCUGAAAAAUGUGUUGGAUUCUGAGGGGCUCUUGUCAUUGUCGGAAUCAGAACAGGAAGAAAUAUUAGAGGAUAUAAGGCUAGAGUGCGCCAGAUUUGGUACUGUUAAAUCUGUUAACAUUGUGAAGCCCACAAAGUCUCUCACUUUCACUACAACUGAAGCAUCUGAAGUAAUGAACACAAAACCUACAAUAGAUGAUCACAUGGAGUUUGAUACGAAGAUCAAUAGUAGAGAAAUACUCGGAGAAAGUAUUAGUGAUGAAUUAUCUGAGCUUAACAGAUCAGAGCCUACAAGCGUUCCUCAAGAUUCUGAAGACACUGUUCAAGCUGCUGUUGAAGGUAACAAAGAAGAUGAAGAUAAUCCAUCAAACAAUUCUGGAGAACCUGAGGACAAAAAUGAAUCUGUGAUGGUUGAUAACAACCAUUCUGAUGAUAAAUUUGCUGGUAAUUCAUCUACUAAUGAUCGAGAUAUGGCAGUUCAAGAUCCAACGUGUGAAAAAAAUUCCAGUGGCUUUACUGGUGAAUUCACCGACCAACAGAAUAAUUCGACUGAGAAGUCAAAAAGCAGUGAUAACAUUGCUUAUUUUUUGCCUGCUGGGGUUCUUGAGACGGAAAAUAAGCCAUUUAUUACAGAAGAGUUGAAAUUACAGGAAGAUAGUGCGGAGAUGGGCAGUGCAUUCAAAUUGGACUGCGAUGAGGGUAAAGAGUUGGAUGCUUCUGAGAGAGGUGACAAGGAGACGAUAAUUGACCUUGAUGAUAUAUUUGAGCCCGGCUCUGUUUUCGUGGAGUAUAAAAGGGCUGAAGCUUCUUGUAUAGCUGCACAUUGCUUACACGGACGACAAUUUGAUGGGCGGGCUGUGACAGUGGGAUAUGUUGCUCAUGAUCUUUAUCAGAUUAGGUUUUGCAGGUGAGCGAAAUUCGUUGUUAACAUGUAAUCCAGAUGUUUAUGGCUACGAAGUUUUUCAUUCCGUAUAAAUGACAACUGAAAUUUGAAAGCUUA
Messenger RNA from Olea europaea var. sylvestris, 3692 nucleotides. RefSeq lists its product as uncharacterized. NCBI's taxonomy places the organism in Eukaryota, Viridiplantae, Streptophyta, Magnoliopsida, Lamiales, Oleaceae. The coding region runs from base 190 to 3603 and encodes 1137 amino acids. Gene Ontology annotation, molecular function: pre-mRNA 3'-splice site binding; poly-pyrimidine tract binding. Gene Ontology annotation, cellular component: U2-type prespliceosome; U2AF complex; commitment complex. The record is from RefSeq and is a predicted model, not a curated record. The transcript is spliced from 11 exons.